Fundulus heteroclitus (mummichog) is the source of this 5588-nucleotide messenger RNA. RefSeq names its product nuclear receptor subfamily 3, group C, member 2 (gene nr3c2). Gene Ontology annotation, biological process: regulation of DNA-templated transcription. Gene Ontology annotation, molecular function: DNA-binding transcription factor activity; sequence-specific DNA binding; zinc ion binding. The record is from RefSeq and is a predicted model, not a curated record. Bases 1 to 2985 code for a protein of 994 amino acids. NCBI's taxonomy places the organism in Eukaryota, Metazoa, Chordata, Actinopteri, Cyprinodontiformes, Fundulidae. The transcript is spliced from 8 exons.
AUGGAGACCAAAGGAUACCAAAGUUUCUUUGAUGGAGACAACGACACAGAUAAUAAAUGGUCUCAAGCCCCCAGCACGAUGGAGUACUCCUGCAGCACAGAGGAUUCCAGUUUGACCAGCAGUGACAUCCUGAUGGACGUAGUCAAUGUCAGCUGCUCUGCUGGAAGCCUGGUAACCGACAGCAAAGACAAUAAUACCAAGAAGCAGGAGCAGCCAACACUUCAGCUCAGCCAGAACCAGCCAUUUGUUCUCCCACACUUUAACAACACCCUGCACGGUCUUAAACAGGAAAUGGACUCCAAGGAGCUUUCUAAGACUGUGGCUGAGUCUAUGGGCCUGUACAUGAACGCUGCCAGGGAGGCGGACUUUGCUUUUAGCCAUCAUGGAGGCAACACAAGUCCGGGGAAACCUUUUCCAAUCUGUGGACGCUCACUUGAAGAGAAACAAUGUGGCUCCAAAAAGAGCCCUAAGCUGAAACCGUUUGGUUUUCAACCGCCAGGUGCCACACCCAGGGAAUGCACCACCGGGACUUCAGUCAGCUCGGCGUCUAUGCUCACGUCCUCCCUGUCCUGCAGUCCUCAGACCUCGAGCUGCAUUUCAAGCCCUGGGGGCAGCAACAACAUGGUGUCGUCUACAACCAGCCCUACAUGCUUUGGCCCACUAUGCUCAUCUGUCAGCAGCCCUGGGAGCCAGACUUUGUGUGCGGCAACCCUAGCCAACAUCAAGUGCAGGAAUUCAGUCACAUGUAGCCCCGUAGAGUCCAGUACAGUUGGCUCACCUCCACUGACCAGUCCGCUUAAUGUCAUGAGGUCCCCCAUGUCCAGCCCACAGAGUAUGAGCAGUGUGAGAUCCCCUCCGUCCUGCAGCACUACAUGUAACAUUAGGUCGUCUGUUUCCAGUCCCACGGGUGGCACUUGUGCAACCGCUGCUAAUAACGGCAACGUGGCAAGACUGUCCAUCUCCAGUCCCGCCUCGGGGGGUCCUAUGGCUGCCAGCAGCCCUCAGAACCCUUCCUCUGUUGGAUUUCCUGUGUCCAGUCCUGCUGGGGGGCUAGGUUUGGUUCAGAACGACACCAACAGUCCAGAGGCAGAAGGGAUGAGCAGAGACACAGAUUUCAAAAACUUUGAGUUCCCUAAAGUAGAAAUGGUGGACGGGGAGGUGUUCAGUGUGGGGUUGGACCAGAUGGGAAUGGUUAAGUACAUUAAGAAUGAACCUGAAACUGACUUCAGGAGCAUGUGCUUAGGCAGCUCCAAAUGUAAUGUGAGCAGCGCACCUUUAAUCACACAGAUUAAGAGUGAGCCAAACAAAAACGAGGGUUGCAUGAACCAGCAGCCCUUUGGUGAACCAUCGCCUCCCCUCGGUCUCUUCCCUGCUUCCGAGACCACGUACUUGUCCCUGAGGAAUAACAUUGACGAGUACAGUCUCUCUGGGAUCUUGGGGCCCCCGGUCUCUUCUGUGAAUGGGAACUACGAGGCAGACUUGUUCUCCAACAACGUACUGUCUAAAGGGGUUAAGCAGGAGUCCACGGACGGCAGCUAUUACCAAGAGAAUAACAGCAUGUCCACAUCCGCCAUUGUUGGAGUUAAUUCCGGAGGACACUCAUUCCAUUACCAGAUUGGAGCGCAAGGAACAAUGUCAUUCACACGGCAUGACAUGAGAGACCCGUCCAACCCUUUGUUGAAUCUAAUUUCACCCGUAACGGCGUUAAUGGAGUCGUGGAAAUCUCGGCCAGGGAUGUCACAGGGGUCGCUGUCAGCCAGGAGUGAAGGCUUCUCGGGACAAGGCUGCAUCGCUGACAGCAUGUCAAGCUCAGCGCUCAGGCAACCUUCCUCGACGGCCAAAGUGUGCCUGGUCUGCGGAGACGAAGCGUCCGGCUGUCACUACGGAGUGGUGACGUGCGGAAGCUGCAAAGUCUUCUUCAAGAGAGCCGUCGAAGGUCAGCACAACUACCUGUGCGCAGGGAGAAAUGACUGCAUCAUUGAUAAGAUCCGAAGGAAAAACUGCCCGGCCUGUCGCGUACGGAAGUGUCUUCAGGCUGGGAUGAACCUUGGAGCACGGAAGUCUAAGAAGUUAAAACUGAAGGGAGUUAACGAGGACCUGCAGAGCUCCAAAGAUGGCCAGAUUGCCACAGGUGGUGUUGGAGGCGGUUACCUGUCCUCGGAGAAGGAGCUGAAUGCCAGCGCUGCCAGUGCCCUGGUGCCCCACGGGCCUGGGGUAGUCACACCUUUUCUGCCGCCCUCCAUUUGCAGCGUGCUGGAGCUGAUUGAGCCCGAAGAGGUGUACUCUGGCUAUGACAACGCUCAGCCGGACACAACCGACCACCUGCUGUCCAGUCUCAACCGCCUGGCUGGAAAGCAGAUGGUACGCAUGGUGAAGUGGGCCAAAGUACUUCCAGGUUUCCGGGGCCUGCCCAUUGAGGACCAAAUCACCCUGAUCCAGUACUCAUGGAUGUGUCUGUCCUCCUUCUGCCUCAGUUGGCGUUCCUACAAACACACCAAUGGUCAGAUGCUCUACUUUGCUCCGGAUCUCAUCUUCAACGAGGAGCGCAUGCGACAGUCGGCCAUGUACGACCUGUGUCUGGCCAUGAGGCAAGUGAGCCAGGAGUUUGUUCGGCUGCAGCUGACCUACGACGAGUUCCUCUCAAUGAAGGUGCUUCUGCUUCUCAGCACAGUUCCCAAAGAGGGUCUGAAGAACCAGGCUGCCUUCGAGGAGAUGAGGGUUAAUUACAUCAAGGAGCUGCGGCGCUCUGUGGGAAAGGCGACCAACAACUCCGGCCAAACCUGGCAGCGCUUCUUCCAGCUCACCAAGCUGCUGGAUGCCAUGCAUGAUCUCGUUGGGAACUUGCUGGACUUCUGCUUCUACACCUUUCGUGAGUCGCAGGCCCUGAAGGUGGAGUUCCCCGAAAUGUUGGUCGAGAUCAUCAGAGACCAGAUACCGAUGGUGGAGUCGGGCCUUACUCACACGAUCUACUUCCACAAGAAGUGACUCGCUACAAACCUGGACCAGAGGUGGCAUUAAGAACCAGGGAAGUGAGAGGAAAAGGAGAUUCAGGGAAGGGAACGUACUCCGGGAAAAGGCCUGACCUGACGGCCCCCCCCUCACCCUGUCGCCCUCUAUGGCAGCGUCCUCGCCUCGGAUCACCGUCAAGCCGAGUGGUGAACAGAAGGAUUGGACCCUGCAGUCAUCAUAAGCAUUUCAGAGCUGUGAAUAGUUUGAGACAUCGAGCACGACACGACGAGACGAGACGAGACGGACUUCUGACAAACACGACAAAAGCAUCCUGAUGUACACCCAUGCAACCCUGCCCCAAAGAAGAAAACAGUAUUCUGUGGAGAUAAAGCCAUACAUCCCUUAAAAUACACCGACAACAUUCACACAAGAGUAGACGGAAAGCCAAUACACUUACAUGCCUUCCUACAAACGGGCUCCCCAAGCACUAUAAAUGAGAUUCCCUUAAAAAAACAACAACAAUCCAGUGAAAAGUUGUGUAUUUUAAUGCAAACAUUAAAUUCAGCUCAUGCAGUCUUUAAAAGAAUAAUCAAACACGGAAAUAUCCUGCAUAUACUAGUAAAUUAGCUCUGCGUGUAGCAGCAAAGGACUUCAUGUGGAGGCGCUGUACUACGGCGGGUCUCUGUGAAGAUAACCCAAGGGCUAUAGAGGUAUCAUCAUAAGCUAAAUAAUGACAUCCAAGCUACAAAAUCCAAGGUUGAUUCUCAAGUUGGCGUCAUGGCAGCCAUUAUUGACAUGGACACUCUAAAUACGUGUAGUGAAACAAUCAAGAAUAUUAUGCAAAAGUCCAAAGCUUGAGCUGCUUUGAGGUGAAUAUGUAUCUCUGGAGCGUGAAGGAAGCUUGCACAUGAAACUCCCGUGACUAUUUUAGAGACGUUGUGUCGUGGAUGUAAAACACAAUGUUGAUGCAACACUUUACCUUUUCUGCAAAAAAAAAACAAAAAAACUAAAUAAAAUCAAGUAACAUAAAUGAGGGGGAAAAAAAACAAACUCUUGCAGGGUAAAAUAAUGCAUUUACAGACACAGUUUGAGUAAGAGUCGGCUGAUAAUGGAUUUGACUGAGGUGCAUCUAUAGUAAUAGCUGUCAUUUGUGUUAUCUCCAGAGCAGCUGUCCAAAUGUCUGUUUUUACCCGCGAUGAAGCUAAACCAGCCCUUUGUGAACCAACACUUAUCUACUCUUCCCAGAGACAAUAAAAAAACAACAACAAAAAAAAAAAAUAAACAUUUUAUAGAAGGGUUCGUGUUUUUUGACAAGCCAGUCAUUUUACAUUAAGGUGCUUUAUUUCUACAAAGCUAGGCGAGACGUAACAUGUACAGCAACUAGUAGACUGCCCAUACACUACCAUAUAUAUGGACACAAAGUUUAUUAAACACACAUACUCUGUAAAGUACUUAGUAUCCAACGUGGAGCAUUACUCUCUGCUUACAGCUAACACAUCAAUACCAGGUGAGUUUGUACAGGUGUUAACUUUCUAGACCCCGCCCUCCUCAGCUGAUGUACAGAAGAUGUUUUAAGGUAUGUGUUGACGAAGAACAGAUUAUCCUGCUUAAUGGUCAGAUUUUUUUUUUUGUUGCCCCCCCCCCACCCCCCACACCCUCCUCUUAUAUUUUGGCCAAGUUGGAUUACUUUCACCGUCGUCUUCUGGACCAUUUAACAGUCUCACGCCCCACUGGUUUCUGGACGGUAGUGGAAAACCACGAUGAUGCUACUGAAGAGCGACAGAGUCGAGUCGCAGGAGAAGAUAACAAGCAUGAUUGUUAUCCAGUUAUUGUGCCCUGUAAGUGUGUAUUUACACGAGUGUAUGAAGUUUGUGUGCAGUUUUCUUUUCUCUCUCUCUCUCUCUCGGCAAGUAUGUGAAUAGUUUAUCUGCUCUUUCAGUGUAGGUCAUCGCGCACACAUAGAUAGACUUAGCCAUAUCCUAUUUCCGCAUUUAGAUUUGCACAGAGGGAGGAACGAUGUGAAAUGAGGCAUUAGUGCAGCUAGCGGGGAUUGUUUGGUUCUUUAAGCAACUGUGAUAACAGAGGGAGGGAUUUCUGCACGGUCACCGAGCCUAAGGUUAGACGACGUGACAUCGGCGACAUGGCGUGGUGCACGUGUGCCGCAUCGGCACCCCGAGCUGUCACGCCGGCACCUCUCAGAGCCGGCCCAAGGCGUAAGCAAACAUAGCUGCCCCCUUCUUCAGCUGAUUUUUAGUGCCACUGACCCUGAACCAGGUCUGGCCGGUCAGAAACUAAUACAUCCAAUAAUGUUAAGGUCAGUGAACGCCCCACUUCUAAAGUCGUAUUCCUUGCUUGUGCAUCCAGUCUCGGCCAGUAAAGCUAGAACGCUCUUCAGUGUGGAGGUUGAUGCUGUGGGAAGACUCUACAGCAAAUUGCUGAGGUGGUCAGAAGAAGCACAAAGGGCAUAAGAUUCAAAAGAAGUCGUGUUUUUGAUGGAGGAAUACUGGCUGUUCAUUCAGGCUGCGGUUUGCAGUUAAGCCAAAACUUAUUCUUACACCUGGCAGAUUUAGAUUUACACUAAUUGGAUGUUUGUUCUCUGAUAAGAAAUUAGACAGGUAUCUCUAAAAAAAAGAAAAAAA